Messenger RNA from Drosophila arizonae, 943 nucleotides. RefSeq lists its product as uncharacterized. NCBI's taxonomy places the organism in Eukaryota, Metazoa, Arthropoda, Insecta, Diptera, Drosophilidae. The record is from RefSeq and is a predicted model, not a curated record.
GAGAGUGAGCGUAGGGUAAACUCGUCUGUCGAGCAUUUCAUUUCAUUCCUACUUUUUUUCUGGCACUACAUCAAUUUUUCGGACUAAGGGAAAAUAACAAAAAUCAACUUGGAAAAACCAGUAGUAAAUUGUGAACUGCAAUAGAAAAGUGAAUUAAACACAUUGAACUAACUAGGCAGAUACAUCGACUGCACUAAAUUCUGAAGUGGCAGCCUCCCGUUGUUGGAGUCCCCAGUAGUAUCCUGAUACCCAUACAGAGGAUGUUCCGUCAACUUCAAUUGAAAGCCCCCUUCAAGGGGCUGCAGCUGAAACGCUCAUUGACCUACAAUCCAAAGCAAGCACAGCCAAUUGCUUUGGUCGAGGUCCCUGAGGAGAUUAAGCAGGAGCCUCAAUUCAAAUUGAAAUCGACGGCAGGACGCCAUGUAUCGCAGUUAGUCGUUAAGAUCGCCUCCAAGAUGGUAGAGUGCAACGCCAGAUCCCCAUUGGGCUACUCCAAUUUGCGCUUGGAGCUGCCGAUCUAUGAGAUGAACCACACAGACAUUAGGCAGUACAGCGUCUGCCUGAAUCCGCUGGAUCAACUGCAGAUAGAGCAGGGCAAGCUGAACCGCACUAACAACGUCUCGAUUGGCUACACCGACAUGGCCGUGGAGCAGCCGAACAGCACGGCUGUUGCACCCAUCGAGCCGUCGGUGGAGCAGAGUCUGAAGAACACUGGCACCGCCAAGCCGCCGCCACAGCCGAAGGUGCCAGAGCCGCCGGCCCGCAAGAUACCCUACUACAAUCCACUCAGACGCCGCAGCAAUGUCGAUCCGGCACGCGUACAGUAUAUCAAGGACAGAUUCAAAGAGCGUAACAUGGAGACCGACACCAACAAGCCGCAGGGCAAGAAGUUCGUCUCGCGCACCACCCUCCACUCGGGCCGCUUGGACAAGAUUGAUUAGAU